Messenger RNA from Oppia nitens, 1008 nucleotides. Its product is annotated as histone-lysine N-methyltransferase SETMAR-like. Lineage: Eukaryota; Metazoa; Arthropoda; Arachnida; Sarcoptiformes; Oppiidae. The coding region runs from base 1 to 1008 and encodes 335 amino acids. Gene Ontology annotation, molecular function: nucleic acid binding. The transcript has 2 exons. The record is from RefSeq and is a predicted model, not a curated record.
AUGUCUGAGAAAACCAUAAAUUUUGCUUCUCGUGAUUUUCGGGCAAUAAUUGCCUAUUGUUAUCGGCGCGCGCUGACGGCACAGGAGGCGACAGAUGAAAUUAAUGACACAUUGGGAUCAAAUACUGUUAUUUACUCUACAGUAACGCAUUGGUAUCGAGAGUUCAAAUUUGGUCGUACAUCACUUGAGGAUAUGCCGAAGUCAGGUCGACCUCGGGAAGUGACCACCGAUGAAAAUGUGGCCAGAAUUCGGGAACUACUUCAAGUAGAUCCACGAAUGACACUAAUACAGAUGGCAUAUACAUUGAAUAUUUCAACCGAGAGAGUCCAUCAUAUUCUACACAAUUAUCUUAAUGCAAGACAUGUUUGUGUCAAAUGGGUACCUCACGUGCUGUCAGCCGACCAAAUGGCCACUCGUGUUAAGAUCUGCCGGGAAAACCUAAAGAUAUUUUCGGAUGGCGGAGAUCACUUUAUUUAUCGAUUAGUGACUGGUGAUGAAACAUAUGUGUACUUUUAUGACAAUUUAAACAGUAAAGAAGCAAAGUUAUGGGUCAUAGAAGAUGAAGAGAUCCCGAAGUUAGCCAAACGUGAAGUGCAUUUAGGAAAGGGAGAGAAGGUUACCGCCGACUGGUAUGUGAAGAAAUGUUUGCCUCAAGUCUUUGAAUCUGUUUGUGAGGACCGCCCGAAGUCGGGACUAACUGGUAUUUUUUUGCAUCACGAUAAUGCCCGUCCUCACAAAGCAUUGGUAACAACCAAGUAUCUCAAAGACAAUGGUAUUCGACUUCUGGCACACCCACCGUACAGUCCUGAUCUGGCUCCGGCUGAUUUUUGGCUUUUCAAAAACCUCAAGAAACACCUGAGAGGAACGGUAUUUAAUAGCGAAAUUGAGAUUGACAUCGCUAUUGAGUCAUUUUUGGGAGACCUAAGUCCAGCCGACUGGCGCGGGGUCUAUGAGAAGUGGGUCGACCGUAUGAAACGUGUCAUAAGGGCUAACGGAGACUAUAUUUAA